This is a messenger RNA of Dreissena polymorpha, 2354 nucleotides long. RefSeq lists its product as uncharacterized. The transcript is spliced from 5 exons. Bases 208 to 852 code for a protein of 214 amino acids. Lineage: Eukaryota; Metazoa; Mollusca; Bivalvia; Myida; Dreissenidae. The record is from RefSeq and is a predicted model, not a curated record.
UCAAAAUAGUCUGUUAUCUAUCGUUUCAUAGUUACUCUUGGUGAUACGCUUGACAGACGAAACCAAAUAUUGGAUCACAAUAGUUUUUGUUCAGUACAUAUGUGACGUUUAUUUUCUGAAAAAUCUAAAAAAGGUUCUUAAAAAAACAUCGAUACAUUUUGUUAACAUAUACGUGCAAACGAUACUCAGAUUACUUUCAUAAACAAAAUGGAGCGGGUUCUGUUUGUUUGUGUUCUGUGUGUUUUAAUAUGCAGUGUGAAUUGCCAAGACGGAUUAUCAAUAGUCUUCAUCAUGCAUGAAGAGGACAAUCCUACGUACAACGAAACUGAGGUGACCUGUGGCAGUUAUGAAAAUUUGACAAUUAUGUGCAGAAUAAACAAUAUCCCAAACAUUUAUGGGUUCAGUUUCAUGAACUUUGACAGAGUAAACAAAACUGGAUUUGUUGAACACCUGGCCACAAUGCAGUCUAUUAAUAAUUCGAUUCGUGGGUAUCGAAUUCCUGAACUAUUUGAUCCCAUGGCAAAUAUGACGGUUGCUGGUGAAUACUCUCAAAAGAAUCCAAGUCUUGGAAUAAAAGUACUUGUGGCGUCUCUCACUUGCAAUGAUAUGCUUAACUACAGCUGCUCCCUUGAUUAUGACGAGAAAACUGGAGACACAACUCAUGAGGCAAAGAACUCCACUGUGUUCAAAUACCUCACAGUGUCAGAUAAUGUAAAUGAACCGACCACAGUUGGGUUGACAACAGCAGAUGCUCCAGUAGAUAACAAUACAUCUACAGUGCACUCCGCUUCUGAGGCUGUGGCUGGUGCUGUCGCACUUUUACUGCUGUUGGAUUUGCUGCUGUUGCCCUGACUUGACCUUGAAGAAAGAACGCGUCCCAUAAAUAGUGGAUAUGAUUUUCAGUUUAUGUAUAUGUAUAUAAUUCAAACACGUUCACAAUUGAAACAAAAAGAUAUGAAAAUGUACACAGUAAUGAGUGAGAUAUAAACACAUAUGAAGCCACAAAUUGUAGCUGUGAACGAAAUUAUCGAUGUGUUUAACAUUUGUUUGACAUAUGGUAAUGGUACGCCCAUUAUUAGCCAACUGCAUGUAUGUUCGCUUUUAAAACAUCAAUGUGCUAAAUUGUAUGGUCAUAGACGCUUGGAUCCUAACAUUACGUCGACUAAAAUAAGACUUCAUCUGAACAUUUUUUAUUUUUAAGUUUUAUGCCGAACACUGUUAUGAAAUAGCAAAUAUUAUAAAUUAAAUACACUGCUUUUCGUAUUUCAAAUAACGUUUAAAUUCUCUGUAGGAAGCCAUGUCAGCAUAUACCGUCCAUUUACAUCAUGCCAUUGUCUUUAUAAAAUGAAGACACAUGGAUAUCCGUCAGGAAAAAUAUUCAUAUCAAUCUGUCAAACCAAAAAUACACCUAAAACUUGAAGGUCAAGGAAGGUAUUUCACAACAACUGUCAUUAAAAGUUCAAAUAAUGCGUUUUAAAAAAAUAGUGCUAGUUGCUUCCCUUAAGCCUUUUUACAUAAAAUAUGUUAUGUUUAAAUCGAGGAUCAUUGGGAUCUAGUGUAACAAAACAAGUUAUAUAUUUAAUACCAUUAAAUACUGACUUCACAAUGGACUUUCAAACACUCUUAAGAUUUUAAACCUGUUAUUCAUUUCUUGUAACAUUGCCUUAGUUCGUACAUAUCCGUUACCCAACAACGAUAAUUGGUUUAAAGCAAAAGAAACAGUUAUAGGUUAAAAUAUUUCCAUAUUUUUAAUGCCACUGUGGUGUAGAGGUAAUGCAUACUUUUUAUAUCGAUAAUGCCAGUGUUCGAUUACCGUCGAAUGCUCAAUUUUUUUAUCGACUUUUAUUUGCUAUUAAACUAUUUAAUACUAUUUCAAACAGUAAAGUGUUGUAAAUAAAUACAUGCAAUACCAUUUUUAAUAAAAUAACCAUCGACAAUUAAAUUUAAUAACUAUCGCAUAAUUAAACAUAUGAUUGCUCAAUGAUCUAUUCUACAUGAAAACUAUGUUGUAAUUAAUAUCAUUGCGCAGGUGAGCAAUAAAAGAAGAUCAAUGUGAACUACUUUUUUCCGAUUUAUUAAUGAUGCACGAAAUGUUAUUCAUACGUGUGAGCAGUUUAUUAUAGUUAUAUAUAAAUACGAUUUGUUAUUAUAAAUUAUGCAGCAUCAAACUUUUUCACCUGCAACAUGAUUAUGCCAUAGUCAUUUGUGCAAAGGUAAGUACCAUGACGAGUCAAGCUUGAACUUAAAAUGAUUAAGUGGAAAUUUUAUAACAUCAUAUACGAUUUAUAUGCUCUAAUUAUGUUGUUUGCGUAUGUAUUAUAUAUUUUUAUUGUUUAAUAAAUUAUAGCACGAGA